Paramecium sonneborni is the source of this 982-nucleotide messenger RNA. The record is from the annotation of a GenBank genome assembly. Lineage: Eukaryota; Ciliophora; Oligohymenophorea; Peniculida; Parameciidae.
AUGUAACAUAUCAGAAAAUCAAAUGAAAAUUAAAAAGCUUAACUCAAAGAAAUAUUACUUAAAAGAAAAGAAAUGUAGCUAUAACUAAUUGGUAAAAAAGAUUGUUCAAAAAGUUUCCUAAGAAUUUGUGAUGACAAUAACAAAUGUUUGAGUAAAAGUUUUGAAUUACAAUAUUUAAUACCUUAAAACCAUAAUUUAUUAAGAAGAAAAAGCGGAGUUGAAUAAUUAUCCUCAAAAUAAGUAACUUGAAUAACAUAGAUUAUAGAUUCGUUUCAAUUGUGAAUAUCCUAAGACAUCUAUUGCGUAAUAAGAAUAAAUAAUAGCUAUUCUUUAGGCUGAACAAUAGACGAAACAAAGACGUAAAACAAUUAUACAGAAGAUGUCUGGUAUUUUAAAGAAACAUUAGACAGUAUUAAAAUGUUUUAACAAAAAUGAGAAAUCCUCAUAACAGGAAAUUUAUUAAUCUUAAAUGGCUCAAAUGAAUCCAGAAGGAAUGAAAAUAAUAGAAAUAGAUAAUAAUAUAUAAUCAUCAAAAUAGUUACUGGAGAAUUCCUAAUAUAAAUAAAAUCAAUAAGAAUAUUAAGUGAGAAAAUUGAUAAAAUCAAAUAGAAAAUAAAAAAAUAUAGAUAGGCCUAAAGUCAUAUUAAGUCUUUCACAAUAAACCUAAAGGCCUUUUUAAACUAUUGCAAAUUAUGUUAAUGAAAAAACAACUUCUUUAAGAGAUUUAAGUUUUGGGAAGAUACCAAUCUCCACCAAUAAAAAACCUAAUUUCAUUCCAAAUAAAAGUUUUGCUGAAUUUUAAGAUUUGGUUUCAUCCCCAAAAUACUCUUAAAAAAAAUCAAACCUUAUUUAAUCUUGUUUAAACUUACCAGAUAUUAAAUUCAAUUAUUCUUCUAGACUAAAUAAUUAAAAUCCUUAUUUGAUAAGAAGGGGAAAUAAAUCGUACUAAAAUCUUUUUUUGCAUUCUUAAAAAGCCUUAUGA